This is a messenger RNA of Drosophila persimilis, 1412 nucleotides long. RefSeq names its product carboxypeptidase B. Bases 3 to 1319 code for a protein of 438 amino acids. The transcript has 5 exons. The record is from RefSeq and is a predicted model, not a curated record. Lineage: Eukaryota; Metazoa; Arthropoda; Insecta; Diptera; Drosophilidae. Gene Ontology annotation, biological process: proteolysis. Gene Ontology annotation, molecular function: metallocarboxypeptidase activity; zinc ion binding.
AAAUGUGGCAGCGGAUCGUGUGCAGCUUGACGCUAUGUCUGGUCGGAUUGGCGGGCACCAGUCUCGCCAACAAUCUGGCCGGCUAUGAAGGCUAUACGAAAUACACUGUGGAACAUGGCAAUGAGAACGCCUUCCGCUAUAUGGUCGACCUGCAGACGAACGAUGCGGAUCUGGACUUCUGGCUGCUCACCCGCAACACGUCCGUGCUGACAGUGGGUCCCACACGCAAGUCGCAGUUCGAGUCGCGUCUCUCCAAUCUGGGCGUCAGCUAUCAGGUGCAGCCGCUGAUGGAGCUAAUGGCCGCCCUGCAGGCCAACAGCACCUAUGCGGACGAGGAUGGGGAGUACGAGGAGUGCCAGGAGGCCGACUGUGGGGAGUCGCAACGACCACGUCGUCGGUCACGUCGUCAGGCGCGUGGCUUCUUCUCUCACUAUCCGCGCUACAACGAGAUCCUCAGCUUCAUGAGCGGCCUGGCCUCACGCUAUCCCCAGUACUGUCGCUACGAGUCGCUGGGGCGCUCCAACGAGGGCCGCCACAUUGCCGCGCUCUCGAUUUCGCUGAACGCCAGGACGCGAUCGCGCCGUGUGGCUUACAUCCAGGCGGCGGCCCAUGGCAGGGAAUGGAUCACCACACAGACGGUGCUGUAUCUGGCCUACGAGCUGUUGAGCAAUCUGCGUGCCUUCCAGAGGGUGCUGCAGGAUGUGGAGGUGUUCCUGGUGCCGCUGGUCAAUCCCGAUGGCUAUGAGUACACGCACACAUCGGAUCGCUUCUGGCGGAAGAACCGUCAUCGGUAUGCCGGCCAUGCCUGCUCAGGAGUGGACAUCAAUCGGAACUUUGGCAACCAUUGGAACUACCAGGGCGCCAGUCAGAACCUCUGUUCGGAGGUGUACUCGGGCACGGCCCCCAACUCUGAGCCGGAAACGUCGGCCGUGGUGCGCUAUUUGGAAUUCAAUCGGAAUCGUGUGAAACUCAGCCUGGAUGUUCACUCAUUUGGCAAAUUCAUUUUUUAUCCCUACGGCUAUGCGAAAAACACCGUGCCCCCCACCGUGGGAACGCUACGCUCGGUGGCCCUGAGAGCCGCCAACCAAAUCGGAAAGUACCGUGGCACCCGCUACACCACCGGCACCUCUGCCUCGAUUCUAUACGAGGCUUCCGGCAGCUUGGAUGACUUUGCCUACGGCAGCCUGGGCAUACCACUGUCCUACACGCUCGAGCUGCCCGGCGAUGAGUUCCAUGUGCCAUCCUCCGACAUCAUACACGUCUGCAAGGAGACGUUUGCCGGCUUCGUUGAGUUCAUUCGGCAUGUUAGUCUGUACUAGAAGUGCCUUGCCGUUGUGUCCGUAUCUGUAAACUGUUUAAGCAAAUUGAAUUUAAUUGUUUGUUAACUAUACUAAUUAGGGAUUAAGCAUUAA